This is a messenger RNA of Varanus komodoensis (Komodo dragon), 1868 nucleotides long. RefSeq names its product protein phosphatase 2 regulatory subunit B'beta (gene PPP2R5B). Gene Ontology annotation, cellular component: cytosol; protein phosphatase type 2A complex; nucleus. Gene Ontology annotation, molecular function: protein phosphatase activator activity. Bases 332 to 1825 code for a protein of 497 amino acids. Gene Ontology annotation, biological process: signal transduction; protein dephosphorylation. Lineage: Eukaryota; Metazoa; Chordata; Lepidosauria; Squamata; Varanidae. The record is from RefSeq and is a predicted model, not a curated record. The transcript is spliced from 13 exons.
UCCUGGAGGAUCUGCCCGGAUUCCGCCUCCGGUGGCACACCUGCGGCCGGAGGGCGCCUUGAUGCGGGGCUCACCUGGGGAGGCCCGGUAGGCCAAGCCCCGCUCUGGGCGUGAGGUGCCCGGGCUCGGAGAGCCACCGGUGUCCCAGCGCCCGUGCCGAGGCCUCGCCGCUUGAGAGGAGCCGGACGGCCACACUCGGGCCUCUGCCCUUGUCAUGGGGGGGCUGCUGCAGCAACCGACGGGAUCGCCAGACGCUGCCCUGGAAUACUAGCGGGGCAGGAGGGUUUUUCCGCCCGUGCCACCCGGUUGGGUGGCGAGGCUCGCCACCGACAUGGAGACCAAGAUCCCUCCGGCCGUGACCCCCACCAGCCCCUCCUCGCCGGGGCUCUCGCCGGUGCCUCCGCCGGACAAGGUGGACGGAUUCUCCCGCCGCUCGCUCCGCCGCUCCCAGCAGAGGCGGUCCCACAGUUCCUCCCAGUUCCGCUACCAGAGCAAGCAGCAGGAGCUCACGCCGCUCCCGCUUCUCAAAGAGGCGCCCGUCUCCGAGCUCCAUGACCUCCUGUGCAAGAAGCUGCAGCAGUGCUGCAUCCUCUUCGACUUCCUUGACUGCGUGGCCGACCUGAAGGGCAAGGAGAUCAAGCGGGCGGCGCUCAACGAGCUGGUGGAGUGCGUGGCCACCAACCGCGGCAUCCUCAUCGAGCCGCUGUACCCCGAGAUCAUCAAGAUGAUCUCAGUCAACAUUUUCCGGACGCUUCCACCCAGUGAAAACCCCGAGUUUGACCCUGAGGAGGACGAGCCCAACCUGGAGCCAUCCUGGCCUCACCUCCAGCUUGUGUAUGAAUUUUUCCUCCGGUUCCUUGAAAGCCCGGACUUCCAGCCCACAGUUGCAAAGCGCUACAUAGACCAGAAAUUCGUACUGCUGCUGCUAGACCUCUUUGACAGCGAGGACCCCCGCGAGCGCGAAUACCUCAAGACCAUCCUGCACCGCGUCUACGGCAAAUUCCUGGGCCUGCGCGCCUACAUCCGCAAGCAGUGCAACAACAUCUUCUUGCGGUUUAUCUACGAGACAGAACAUUUCAACGGCGUGGCAGAGUUACUGGAGAUCUUGGGGAGCAUCAUCAACGGCUUUGCCUUGCCUUUGAAGACGGAACACAAGCAGUUCCUCGUCCGGGUGCUCAUCCCGCUCCACUCGGUGAAAUCGCUCUCCAUCUUCCACGCCCAGCUCGCUUACUGCGUUGUCCAGUUCCUGGAGAAAGAUGCCACCCUGACGGAGCACGUGAUCCGUGGUCUGUUGAAAUACUGGCCAAAGACCUGCACCCAGAAGGAGGUGAUGUUUCUUGGGGAGAUUGAAGAAAUCCUCGAUGUCAUUGAGCCAUCGCAGUUUGUGAAAAUCCAGGAGCCACUCUUCAGGCAGGUGGCUCGAUGCAUUGCCAGCCCACACUUCCAGGUUGCAGAGCGGGCUCUGUACUUCUGGAACAACGAGUACAUUCUCAGCCUGGUGGAGGACAACUGCCACGCGGUGCUGCCCACCGUCUUCGGCACGCUCUACCACGUCUCCAAGGAGCACUGGAACCCGACCAUCGUUUCCCUGGUCUACAACGUCCUCAAGACCUUUAUGGAGAUGAACGGGAAACUCUUCGACGAGCUGACGGCCUCCUACAAGGUGGAAAAGCAGCAGGAACUGAAGAAGGAGAAGGAGCGGCAGGAACUGUGGAAGCAGCUGGACGAGCUGCGGCUGCGCAAGCUGCAGGGCCUGGAGGAGGCGAAGAUGAACCGGCUCAACCUGCAGAACAGCCUGGCCGUGCAGAGCGGGGGGGCCAGCUAGGAGUCCCCCCGGAGCCCCCGCCGGGCCCGGGAGCAGCACGCUG